AUGGGUUCUCUGCAAAAUUGCAAGCCUACUGCUAAAACCUCUUCGUUUCAAGACGUAAUUUAUUCUUCUCUAUCUGCACCCAAUCUUCCCUUUCAUCAUCAUCAACUGUCACCAAUGACCCAACCCCCAAAACCCUCACAAUCAUCCGCACACACUAUCAUACACUCCUCACAACUUGAUGACUCCAACCCAUUCUCCUCACUCGUUACUUGCUCCUGCCACAUUUCCUCUAUCCAAUCACAACCGAGAGAAUUUUUCCAAUGUCUCCAUAGCUUUUCAGAUCACCGAACGACGUCCCAAAGGUGUAUUCACCGUUCAAACCAAACAACAAAACUUGUUACAUGUUUCUGUUUGGUAUUUUUGGGGUUGCUGAUUUAUGUCAUUUUCAACUCUCUUUCUUUAUUUUCAUUGCCAUCAACACAACAAGAAUUUCAUCACAGCUUUGUGUUGGGAAAAACUCAAGCUUCUCAGUGCUCUGUGCGAAAAUUUUACAAACGAUUUUUCAAUUCUUCUCGAUCAAAACGUGCAGCAACGAAUCUAUUGUGCAAAGUGUACAAAAGAAAUACAGAGCAACAAAGUGAAAAUCAAUCGGAGGGAAACCCCAAAUACAUUGUAAUGUUCCAUGAAUACAUGAAUGCCACAAAGCAUGAACAAUAUAUAAGCGUCUUACUGGAUGGCAUUCGUUCUGGGUACAAAGUCAUCCAUAGAGAUAAUGCAGCUACCAGGUUUUUUGAAACAGAUUUUGCUCUUGUAGAGUUUGAAAAUAUGACACUGAAAGAAAAGCUCGAAAACAAAACCAAAUUUGUAAAGUACAUUGUGAAACAACACGAAUAUCACAACAUGAUCAACAACGAACGAAAAUUACUGUCGACCGAUCAUGAUGAAAUAGAAAAUAUUCAAGAGGAAGAAGAAUCUGACUCUCUUCUAAAUACCAUUGGAAAACUCUUUACUCACUGGACAACGGAGGAUGCAUAUGCAGAACAUCAUCACAAAAGAAAACUUUGCAAUCAUCCCAAUCGACACUACACUGAUGUGACAGAUAAAUUGAACGCCCACGUAUUGUGGGAAAAAGGAAUUUUAGGCCAAAAUGUACGUGUGGCUGUGUUUGAUACUGGAUUAAGCUCUAAGAGAUCUGAGUCAUUUUCUCACAUUGAAGACAUGAUUAAUUAUACAACAGAGGAUUCUGUGAAUGAUGAGCUUGGCCAUGGUACAUUCAUUAGUGGCAUAAUUGGUGCCAAACAUGCACAAAGUUACAAAGCAGUUUCACAUAACGUUACAAACCAUCAAGAUGCAACCUCUAAUGACUACAAGAAAAAACCCUCACAAACAGGAUGUCAAGGCUUAGCUCCUGAAGCAUCAUUAUUCAUUUUUAAGGUAUUUACUAGCAAACAAGUGUCAUACACAUCAUGGUUCUUGGAUGCCUUCAAUUAUGCAAUGAAAUCAGGAAUUCAAAUUUUAAAUCUAAGUAUCGGUGGUCCAGACUACUUGGACAUUCCUUUCAUUGACAAAGUGAGAGAACUUACAGCAAAUGGUAUCAUAAUAAUAUCUGCAAUCGGCAAUGAUGGCCCAUUGUAUGGCACUUUAAACAACCCUGCCGAUUUGGUCAAUGUGAUUGGUGUUGGAGGAAUCGAUGAUAAUGAUAAUAUUGCACGGUUCAGCAGCCGGGGAGUGACUACAUACGAGUUGCGAUUUAAAAAUGGCUAUGGAAGAGUUAAACCUGAUAUAGUCACAAUGUCUUUCAAGCUAAGAGGCCUUGGCCUAAAUCAGGUUGGAACAGUUGGACCAUGCCAUUCAAUCCUAUCAGGAACCAGUGUAGCCAGUCCUGUUGUUGCUGGAGCUGUGACGUUACUGGCCAGUAGUGCCUUGGCUGACAACAAACAAGAGGUGCCGCCCAACACGGAGAAUAAUGACUUAACCAUUCGAGCAAACCUUGACAAAUUCUCUCUUCCAAAAAAUUCCUUAUUGCCCUUGAUUAAUCCAGCAAGUAUCAAACAGAUUCUUCUAGAAUCAGCUCAACCUAUUCAUCAUGCCAACAUUUUUGAACAAGGAGCUGGUAAAUUGAAUUUAGAAAAAGCAUAUGAGCUCUUACAAGACUACUUACAAAAGGGAAAACCGAAAGCAACCUUUUACCCAAGUGAGCUCGAUCUUACUGCAUGCCCUUAUAUGUGGCCUUUUUGCUCUCAGCCUCUCUACUAUACAGCAAUGCCUUUGGUAUUUAACGUAACUGUUUUGAAUGCAAUGAGUGCCUCAGGAAGAGUUGUGGGUGAGCCUAUUUUCGUGCCAGGUAGAUAUGGUGAGUUUCUUGACGUAACUUUUACAUAUCCCAAGGUUAUGUGGCCUUAUUCUGGUUGGCUUGGUGUUCAUAUUGGGGUUAGAAGUUCAGCUAGAUUUUUCAAUGGCUAUUGUGAAGGUAUUAUCAAAAUGAAGAUCAUGUCUCCUCCUCUCGGUAUUGGGAAAGACGGAGAUAAAAUGCAAAUCAGCGAAAUGGAGUUAAAGGUUAAAGUUAAAGUAAUCCAACCACCUUUACGACAACAGAGAAUACUUUGGGAUCAAUAUCAUAAUUUGCAAUAUCCACCAGGUUAUGUUCCAAGGGAUAACCUUGCAAAUAAGGAUGAAAUUUUAGAUUGGAAUGGAGAUCACAUCCAUACAAACUUUAGAGAUAUGUACAUAUAUUUGAGAAAUAAGGGUUAUUAUGUUGAAAUCUUGACAAAUGAUCUUACAGAGUUUGAUGCAACCAAGUAUGGUACAUUGAUGAUUGUAGAUCCAGAGGAAGAAUUUACUGAAGCUGAGAGAGAAAAGCUUAAGAACGAUGUUCAAAUACACGGCUUGUCUGUGGUUGUUUUUGCGGAUUGGUACAGCGUUCCUAUUAUGAAGCACAUCAAAUUCUUUGAUGACAAUACCAACACUGUUUGGACUCCGAUUACAGGUGGAUCAAACUUGCCAGCACUUAAUGCAUUAUUAGAUCCUUUCAAUAUCGUCUUUGGAACAAGAGUUUAUGAGGGUGAAAUUACUGUUGGACAAGAAAAAGCCACUUAUGCCUCUGGUACUAGCAUUAUUAAAUUCCCAGAGGAGGGCAUGCUAGCGUCAUUCCAACUCAAGGACCAAGGAAUUGACAUUCUUAGUGGAAGUAAGCAAAAUGGAAGGAAGAAUUUGCUGAGUGAUUUAAGAGGAAGUAGUUCUAUUCAUAAGGUACCAAUUUUAGGUUUUACCCAGUCUGGUAAAGGCAGGCUUGCAGUAUUCGGUGAUUCUAAUUGUCUCGAUUCUGCAGGAAACCCUCAUUAUAAUUGUUUCUGGCUUCUUGACCAAAUGCUGCAAUAUACUUCGCAUAACAAGAUGAGCGAAGAGUUUAAAAAGGAUGCAAACUUGAAAACCUUGUCACAUCUCUUCGUAUCACAGAGUAGUGCACUUCCUGAGAGAAUGUCAGGAAAUGAAUUACACUUGUACUCAAAGGUGCCAAUUGAACAAUAUAUUGAGGCUAGACCAAUCAAUGGAAGCAAUACAUACAUUGGUAGAAGAGUUAGGAAUUCCAACUAUGAUGAAGAGAGUCAAAUGAUUAUUGACGAAGAUCAAGACACAAGCCCAUUUAUUGCUAAUCUUCAUCUCAGAGUGAUUCUUCCAAUAUUCUUUAUGAUUGUUUGCUUAGUAUUCUUGAUAUACCUAUCAGUUUCAAGAAGAAAGACUAUGAAUUCUGUGGUAUUCAAUGAUAAACGACAUACCGUGUAA
This is a messenger RNA of Naegleria fowleri, 3723 nucleotides long. RefSeq lists its product as uncharacterized. The record is from RefSeq and is a predicted model, not a curated record. Gene Ontology annotation, cellular component: Golgi apparatus. Bases 1 to 3723 code for a protein of 1240 amino acids. The transcript has a single exon. Lineage: Eukaryota; Heterolobosea; Eutetramitea; Acrasida; Naegleriidae. Gene Ontology annotation, biological process: proteolysis. Gene Ontology annotation, molecular function: serine-type endopeptidase activity.